AUGGUUGAAGUAAGUGAUGCAGAAGUUAGUAAACUUCAAAAAACCAAAACAAUUGGUAUUAUUGGUUUAGGAGAUAUGGGAUACUUGUAUGCUAGAAGAUUUAGUGAAGCAGGAUGGAAAGUAGUUGGUUGUGAUAGAGAAGAUCUAUUUGAAGAAACCAAAGCCAAAUUUGCCAACGAGAACUUCGAGAUAUUGUUGAAUGGGCAUUAUGUUUCUCGUAUUUCAGAUUAUAUUAUCUAUAGUGUCGAAGCUGAAAAUAUUAACAAAAUUGUUUCGCUUUAUGGACAGUCUACUAAGUUUGGUGCUACAGUUGGUGGUCAAACAUCCUGUAAACAACCAGAGAUCGAGGCGUUCGAGAAAAACUUACCUCCAGAUACAGAAAUAGUAUCAUUGCAUUCGUUACAUGGGCCAAAUGUUAAUACCACGGGUCAGCCCUUGGUGUUGAUAAGGCAUAGGGCCUCGGACGAAAGUUUCAGACUUGUAGAAUGCUUGGUGUCUUGUUUGAGAUCAAAAGUGGUUUAUUUAUCAGCAGAAAAACAUGAUAAGAUUACUGCUGAUACCCAGGCUGUGACACAUGCAGCGUUCUUAUCGAUGGGUGUAGCAUGGAAGUCAAUUAAUCAAUACCCUUGGGAGACCCCAAGAUGGGUAGGAGGAAUGGAGAAUGCAAAGAUGAACAUAUCUUUAAGAAUAUUUUCCAAUAAAUGGCACGUAUACGCGGGGUUGGCUAUAACUAAUCCGUCUGCUCAUGAACAGAUUGUUCAGUACUCACGUUCAGUGACCGAAUUAUACACAUUAAUGAUCCAAGGCAAAAAAGAUGAAUUAAAAGCAAGAGUAUUCAAAGCCAAAGAGAGCGUCUUUAGACAUAUAUCUGAUCACAACUUAUUGUUGGACGAUGAUAUUUUACAAAACUUCUCAUUGAGCAAAGUACCACCAGGAGGAAAACAAGCAAACUCGCAUCUAUCUUUGUUGUCAAUUGUGGACAGUUGGUUCAAAUUAGACAUAGUUCCAUACGAUCAUAUUAUUUGUUCUACUCCAUUGUUCAGAAUAUUUUUAGGGGUCACCGAAUACUUAUUUUGCACUCCAGGUUUAUUAGACGAAUGCAUACAAGAUGCAGUAGAUGAUGUAACUUUUAGACAAGAUGACUUGGAAUUCACAAUCGCUGCUAGAACAUGGGCCAGUAUCAUAUCCUUUGAAAAUUUUAAGCUUUAUAAGAAAGAGUUCGAAGAAACGCAAGCAUUCUUUCAGCCAAUGCUCCAAGAAGCUAAUGCGGUAGGAAAUGAAAUGAUUAAAACUAUAUUGCAAAGAGUACAAGAAAGAGACGCCUGA
Messenger RNA from Debaryomyces hansenii CBS767, 1326 nucleotides. It is a transcript of the gene TYR1, whose product is annotated as prephenate dehydrogenase (NADP(+)). The record is from RefSeq and is a predicted model, not a curated record. Gene Ontology annotation, biological process: L-tyrosine biosynthetic process. Gene Ontology annotation, molecular function: NAD+ binding; prephenate dehydrogenase (NADP+) activity; prephenate dehydrogenase (NAD+) activity. NCBI's taxonomy places the organism in Eukaryota, Fungi, Ascomycota, Pichiomycetes, Serinales, Debaryomycetaceae. Bases 1 to 1326 code for a protein of 441 amino acids. The transcript has a single exon.